Molecule: messenger RNA, 1032 nt
Organism: Scylla paramamosain (green mud crab)
Lineage: Eukaryota; Metazoa; Arthropoda; Malacostraca; Decapoda; Portunidae
Product: dickkopf-related protein 3-like
Exons: 2
Coding region: 1-642 (213 amino acids)
Biological process (GO): multicellular organism development; negative regulation of canonical Wnt signaling pathway
Cellular component (GO): extracellular region
Molecular function (GO): receptor antagonist activity; co-receptor binding
Source: RefSeq, a predicted model, not a curated record
AUGAGAAGAUUGGUGUUCCUGGUAGUGUUCAGCCUCGUCACGUCACACACAGUAGCUGACGAUGUCCUGACGUGGCUGCUUUCCCACCCACUACAAAAUGGAGCCGGUGGCCGUCAUAACGCUCGUGACCUGAGUGCUGCCAAAGGCUCCCCUUCGCCUUCCCUGUACGACCCCUACCAGCACUUCCGUCUGUGUAACAGUGACCGAGCCUGUGAGCGUCGCGAGUUCUGUGACCAGCACUACGGUGUGUGCAGGGAGAAGCUCGGGACGGGACAGUCCUGUCGCCGUGACUCCAUGUGUGCCCGGGACUUGGACUGCAUGUUCGGAGAGUGCCAGCAGCGCGUAGAGCCAGGUCGAGAAGGGGCAAGAUGUCGCAGGGAAAGGGAUUGCGGCCCCGACAUGUGCUGUGCGCGGCGCAAUGGUGAACAUAUCUGUCAGCGACGGCUGCCGCUCGGCCACAAGUGUUUCGUGCCAGAGGGCGGCCUCGAGUACGCCAUCAACGAGCGAUGCCCCUGCCAGUCAGGACUCAUCUGUAAAUACACCAGCCCAAAGCCUCCACCCAGCGACCCAGCAAUGGUCUGGGCAACUUACGAGAACAUGAGGUGCGUUCCUCCAUCUCACAGCCCACACACAAGUGGCUGACUUGAGGGAGCACAAGCUGAAAACUGAAUGAAAUACGCCUGAUGGCUCCUCACGAGGAUAUCAGCAACGGAUCCAGCCGAGGAGAGGCACCAGUCACAGUCUGACUUUGCAGCAGGUCAUGCCCCGCACGGUAAGGGGAGUUACGGCCUGACCGUGGGCACUCACAACGCUCCAGGCCGACGCAUAGCCAAUGAGGUCCAAAUGACGGCCAGAUGAGCUCAAGGUGAAGGAGGAGUCCAGCCAACCAGUCACAGCACGCCAGCACGACGCACACUCCCUCGAGGAGCGACAACGCCAGGUGUGAGACAGGUUACGGAACGAGUUUGAUAAUGCAAAAUACAAAUGCAAAAUCAUGGUUAUUGUAUUAUUAACACACACACACACACACAC